AUGAAAAUUGUUCUCUUUCUAUCUACCCUAAGUGUCGUGAUAUUAUUUUGGGGUUGGUCUACUCUCUAUACGGCCUCCUUCCAAAAUCUCACAAUACCUUUCCGGGGCCCGAAGUACGCAUACGCAACAAUAUUGACCGGAUAUGACGGGCCCGACUCGGACAAAUACUUCACAGCUGUUAUGCUGCUCGCCUACCAGCUUCUCCACGACCCUCUCACAUCAUCUAAAACCGGUCUUCCAUUCGUAAUUCUUGUUACAGAAGAUGUGCCUGGAGACAAGCGGAAAAAGAUGAAUCAAAUAGGCGCAAAAGUCAUCCAGGUCGAUUCUCCUGAUCGUGACUGGAUCAAACCAAAAUGGGAGCGCUGGAAUGGCGUUAUGGCCAAGCUUAAACUAUGGACCCUGACUGACUACGAGAAAGUCGCCUUCUUGGACGCAGACACUGUCCUUUUCCACUCGUUGGAUGACAUAUUCAUGGACUCCGUUAGCAUGAUCGAAGAAACCAAGUCGACUACUGAAGAUACCAAUUCUAUCCCCGAACACUAUCUCCUAGCUGGGAUUCACGACUGGUAUGUCGAAAGUUUCCUGAAGCCACCACCCGGAAAAGAAUUCUACGAGCCAAAGAAUUAUAUAAAUGCUGGAUUUAUGGCAUUGGCUCCAUCAGUGGACAUGUAUGAAUACUUGUUAAGUUUGUUGGACCAGCCAGACAAAUUUGACACGUCCUAUCCCGAACAAAAUCUCAUAAAUUAUGCCUACCGCACUGACGGUCCUAUGCCAUGGAAAGGGCUAAAUUCGUCGUGGAAUUCAAUUACUGCUCUGGGACAGAAAUACCCCGCUGAUGUCUUGUCAUUGCAUCACAAAUGGUGGCAGCCUCUUGAUGAUGAAGAGAAAGAACGCUCUAUUCAGGAUGCCUUGCAACGUAUGCAGGACCGUAUUGUAUGA
Molecule: messenger RNA, 939 nt
Organism: Talaromyces rugulosus
Lineage: Eukaryota; Fungi; Ascomycota; Eurotiomycetes; Eurotiales; Trichocomaceae
Exons: 1
Coding region: 1-939 (312 amino acids)
Biological process (GO): protein N-linked glycosylation
Molecular function (GO): glycosyltransferase activity
Source: RefSeq, a predicted model, not a curated record